Messenger RNA from Bathycoccus prasinos, 1923 nucleotides. Its product is annotated as exonuclease. Lineage: Eukaryota; Viridiplantae; Chlorophyta; Mamiellophyceae; Mamiellales; Bathycoccaceae. Gene Ontology annotation, molecular function: DNA binding; metal ion binding; 5'-3' DNA exonuclease activity. Bases 1 to 1923 code for a protein of 640 amino acids. The record is from RefSeq and is a predicted model, not a curated record. The transcript has a single exon.
AUGGGCAUAUCCUCUCUCCUUUUGAACAUCAAAUCGAUCACGAAAUCUGGCACGCACAUCAGCGCGCACAAAGACAGCAAAAUCGCGGUCGAUUCGUACUGUUGGUUGCACAAGUGCGCGUAUUCGUGUUCGAGGGAACUGGUUGAAAACUGCGGGAACCAAGACGUGUUCGUGCACGCGUUUUUGAAUCGAGCGAGGAUGCUGAAGAACUCCACGGGUUCGUCGGAGGUGACGUACGUCUUUGACGGCGCCUCGUUGCCGAGUAAAGCGAGAGAGGAGAAGCAAAGACGACAGAGACGCGAAGCGGCGAAAGAUAUGGCGAGAAAGGCGUGGAGCGAAGGGAACAGAAAAUUAGCGUUCGACUGCUACGGGAAAGCGUUGGACGUGACGUUUGAGAUGGCGAAGAGAGUGAUGGAUGCGAUUGAAAGAGAAGGGCUGGGGCGAGUGUUAGUCGCGCCUUUUGAAGCGGAUGCGCAGCUGGCGUAUCUGUGUAAGAACGGGUACGCGGACGUGGUCAUCACGGAAGAUUCAGAUAUGUUAGCGCACGGUGCACCCAUCGUGUUUUAUAAAAUGGAUAAUAACGGCAUCGGGGAUGAGAUUCGGUACGAAGAUUUACCGAGGAACAGAGGGUUACGAUUCGACCAGUUUACGCCGGAUUUGUUUUUACAGAUGUGUUGCAUGAGCGGAUGCGAUUAUUUGCCGAGUUUGCCGAACGUAGGAAUGAAGAAGGCACAUCAGGCGAUGCGAAAGUGUCGGGAGUACGGCGCAGCUUUGAGGUCGUUUAAAUUUGAAGGGAUUCGGGUCGAUAAGGAAUAUGAAAGUGGGUUUCGGGACGCGCUGAUUACGUUCAAGCACGCGUUAGUGUAUUGUCCCACGAGGAAGAAGUGUGUGAACUUGAGCGAUUGCGCUGAAGACGACGGGGUACCGUGCGAGGACGUUUUGAAUUUGAGGUUUAGCAAGGAAGAUGAAAAGAGGCUUUUGGGUGAACGAAGAGUCGAUGCGGUGUGCGAAGGCGUCGCAAACGGGAAACUGCAUCCUGUGAGUUUAAAGCCGUAUCCCCCGCAAAGAGAGUUGCCGAAAAGCAACAGAAACUUUAGUACGAACACCACCACCACCAACAACAGCAACAACAGGAUGACCAUGAACAAUUAUUUCACGAAUAGAAAAGAUGAAGGGGGAGCGAUGAUAUUCGGACAGCAGCACCAGCAUCAGCCGCGAUCUGCUAAUACUUCAAACGCGCCGAAAAUGCAACCAAACAGGCCGAUUGUGCGCUCAACGUUUUUCGCCAACGCUCUUAAAGACGACGAGGAAGAGAAGAACAGACGAGAAGCGUUGAAGCGAUACGCCGCAAAGCCGUCCACGUUUGACGCAUUCGAAUAUUCCAAUAACAGCGCUUUGUUGCCGAUGAAUCGCGCCACGCCUGAGCUAUCGUUACAGUCGCCAAUGAAGAAACGCGUCGUGAAAAAGUUUGACUUGUACGGCACGGCGUCCAAGAAUACUCCGGAGGAUACGAAGAAGAAGAGUAUGGUCGAAUCGUCACCGAGUGCUCUUUUGAACACGGCAGUUCGAAAAUCGCCGAGACUGACGAAGAUCAGAUCGAGUGCACUCGACAAUAACGACGACGAUGACAACGCGACACCAGCUACGGGGAAGAAAACGGUUGAUUUUCUCGAAAACUUCAGAUUCGAUUCUACCUCUUCAAAGAAGAAAGCUUUGUCGGGAAGAAAAACCACCGUCAUUCCGAGCACCGUGUCUGUCGGUAAAAAGAAGAAAGCAGUUUCCUCGUUACCAAAGACGACGACGACGACGACGAGUAAAAAGAAAAGACGAACAUCGAAACGACUCUCGGCGGGUGGAGAGAGAACUUCUGCCGCCGCCUUAUUUUCGGAAUUUGCUUUGCACUCGAACAACGACGAGAAAUAG